UGUAGUCUCCCUUCCUCCCUCCUGUGCGUUUUGCGUCAUGCGCUGCCCACAGAGUUUGUGUUUCCUAUCAGUUUUAGAUAUUUGGCUGUCUGUACGUGUCAUUGCCUCGGUCUGCUCUAACAGACCCUCCUCUUCCUCCAACAUCAGCUCGCUCUCAACCUCCUGUGUGUUUGUGACUCUGCUUCUUCUGUAAAAGAGACAGAGACCCUUCCGCAGUUCUGUGCCUGCCCGAGAGACUUCGGAGACUCCUGUGGCUCAGAAAUAGAGCGUCUACUAGGGUCUAAUUUUCUCCCUUUGCCUGGAUUUUCCGACUUGUUUGGUUUUUGCACCUACGCCAGACGAUGUUCAACGCCGACUCUUCCUUAACUGCGUUUCUGAACACAUUGACUCCAAAGUUCUAUGUGGCAUUAACAGGAACGUCUUCUCUCAUAUCAGGACUCAUAUUAAUAUUUGAGUGGUGGUAUUUUCGAAAGUACGGCACAUCAUUCAUUGAGCAAGUCUCCGUGAGCCACUUGCGGCCACUGCUUGGCGCGGUGGAUAAUAAUCUGCCUUCGGUUAAUUUUACUGCCAGCAAUGGAGAAGCUGAAUCGAACAGGCAAAAUGUGUCAGAAUGUAAGGUGUGGCGAAACCCACUGAAUCUCUUCAGGGGAGCAGAGUACAGCAGGUACACAUGGGUCACAGGGAGAGAGCCCCUGACAUAUUAUGACAUGAAUCUGUCAGCACAGGAUCAUCAAACAUUUUUCACAUGUGACACAGAUCAUGUCAGACCUGCAGAUGCUGUGAUGCAGAAAGCCUGGCGGGAGAGGCAUGCUCAAGCAAGAAUGAAGGCAGCAUACCAAGCUUUAGAAUUAAACAAUGAGUGUGCAACGGCAUACGUUCUCUUAGCUGAGGAAGAGACCACCACAAUUCUCGAAGCUGAGAAGUUAUUUAAACAGGCACUGAAAGCAGGCGAGGUGUGCUAUAGGAGGAGUCAGCAGCUUCAGCACCACGGUCCACAACAGGAAGCACAGCACAGACGAGACACAAACGUAUUAGUUUAUAUAAAACGAAGGCUUGCAAUGUGUGCAAGAAAACUGGGGCGAAUACGAGAAGCAGUAAAACUGAUGAGAGACUUGAUGAAAGAGUUUCCACUCCUUAGUAUGCUGAAUAUACAUGAAAAUUUGUUAGAGGCUCUGUUGGAGUUACAAGCUUAUGCUGAUGUACAAGUGGUCUUGGCCAAAUAUGAUGAUAUCAGCUUGCCAAAAUCAGCGACGAUAUGCUACACAGCUGCAUUGCUGAAAGCGCGUGCUGUAUCAGACAAGUUCUCCCCAGAGGCAGCCUCCCGGCGAGGGCUCAGUACAGCAGAAAUGAAUGCUGUGGAAGCAAUACACAGAGCAGUAGAGUUCAAUCCACAUGUGCCAAAGACUCCAGGAUCCAGAAAGUCUGCUCUCCAGAUGGUUAGAGAUGGGGCAUGCCCUGAAAGAUGUGCAUCCGAACCUCUCCAAUGUCCUGGCACACAGAGAGAUUUACUGUAUUUACUAGAAAUGAAAAGUUUAAUUUUACCACCAGAACACAUUCUGAAGCGGGGAGACAGUGAAGCAAUAGCAUAUGCUUUCUUUCACCUUCAACACUGGAAGAGGGUAGAGGGGGCCCUUAACCUAUUGCACUGUACGUGGGAAGGCACUUUUCGAAUGAUCCCCUAUCCCUUGGAGAAAGGUCAUCUUUUCUAUCCAUAUCCCAGCUGCACAGAAACAGCAGAUCGAGAGUUACUACCAUCUUUCCAUGAAGUGUCAGUUUAUCCAAAGAAGGAGCUCCCAUUCUUCAUCUUGUUCACAGCUGGACUGUGUUCGUUUACUGCGAUGCUGGCGCUCCUCACACAUCAGUUUCCAGAACUCAUGGGCGUUUUUGCUAAGGCUUUCUUCAGCACACUGUUUGCACCCUUCAACUUUGUGAUGGAGAAGAUUGAGAGUGUCUUACCCUCUAGCUUCUGGCACCUGCUGACCCGAAUCUGACACAAAUGGUUCACAGAAAACAGACCCAACACUCUUUCUUUCCCUAUCCCCCCCUCCAACCCCUUUCCAGGAUCUGUCAGUGUAGAACAAAACACUGCCCAGACGAUCGAAGUGAGGGAGGGAAAGGCUGAGGGGAACACCACUACUGCAAGUCGGAGACACUGUCGCUGCUGCCAAGUCUGGGUGUUUUAACCUUGUAACAAAGAACUGAGAGGAAUUUAUUUCAGUUUCUCUUCGUCAGAUGGAGAAACAGACAAAAAAAAUCAAAAGGGAAAAAAUAAAGUUAAAUUUUGUGCAUUGUU
Molecule: messenger RNA, 2293 nt
Organism: Chiloscyllium plagiosum (whitespotted bambooshark)
Lineage: Eukaryota; Metazoa; Chordata; Chondrichthyes; Orectolobiformes; Hemiscylliidae
Source: RefSeq, a predicted model, not a curated record